CAAGUCGCAAGGAAUCAAUCAUCUUAUUAUCUGAACUGUGGGCGGUAAAAGUAAAUUUGAUCGUGUAAGUUGUAACUAUAUUUAAUGAGAAAAAGUUCUACGCGGUUUGAGCAUUCUCUACAUCUUUUCCAAUUCCAUGUAAGCCAAAGUUUGCAACUGCUACGUCUACGACUCCGUUUUGCGUUCACUGUCUCUCGUCGAAGUAGGAUCAUCUUUCACGUCUCCGUCACCGAUAGAGAGGGAGAAAGAACGAUCACCUGUGCACUGCGUACCAAAACCCUAAUUCAAAAUCUUUAAUCGCUGACACUCUUUUUACAAAAUCAUUCAGUAACUUCAAGCUUACCAGUUGUAGACAGUAGAUUGCUGAAUUCGAAACCUCUACGAGUGGAAAUCAAUCAUCAAAUAGGAGAUGGAUACGAGUAAUUGGAGGCUUACUGAGGGUGGAAGUGGCGAUGUUGGCGACUCCUCUAUGGAAUCUAGUGAUUGGAGGGCUGAGCUGCAAGAAGAUUUAAGGGAAAGGAUGGUGAACAGGAUAUUGGAUGCCAUGAAGAUGCACCUUCAGGUCUCUGGAGAUGAGGGGCUACAGGAGCUUAGGAAAGUAGCUGUGAGUUUUGAAGAGAAGAUUUAUGCCACUGCAACAAGUCAGUCUGAUUAUAUGCGGAAGACAUGUUUCAAGAUAUUGACUAUCGAAACCAGAUCACAAAAUCCCAUGCCAGAUGCUAAUAGUGUAAACAACUCAGAUCCAGCAUCAUUAGAUUCCACAAAUGGUGAAGACUGGCAAGAGGAAGUUUACGAAAAGAUAAAAAUUAUGAAGGAUCUUUAUCUACAAGAUUUGAAUGACAUGCACCAGAAAGUUGUUCGCAAAUUGCAGCAGCAUGAUUCUCUUCCUCAGCAAUCAAAUAAUGAGCAACUUGAGAAGCUGAAAUCAUUCAAAAACAUGUUGGAGCGUUUCAUGGCAUUCUUACAAAUCCAAAAGCACAACAUUUUAGUCAACUAUAAAGACAAACUGAGUACUUACGAGAAGCAGAUCAUCCAUAUCAUCACCUCAAACCUCCGGAAACCUGCCGCCACUCAGCAGCCACCACCACAGCCACUUCCUCCACCACCACAUAUGCAUUCUGUGCAACAAAAUAUCAGUAUGAAUGGUUCUCUACAGCAAAAUUCAGUGAAUGGGACUGCUGCCCAACAAGUAAACAUAAAUCCUUUGGUGUCACAUAAUGGGAUAGCUCAGACAGGAAAUGAAAAUGAUGGAGAUUGGCAGGAGGAAGUGUAUCGAAAGAUAAAAGCUAUGAAGGACCUGUAUCUACUAGAUUUGAAUGACAUGCACCAUAAAAUUCUUGUCAAAUUGCAACAGCACGAUUCUCUUCCUCAGCAGCCAAAGAACGAGCAACUUGAGAAGCUGAGAAUAUUCAAAAACAUGUUGGAACGUUUCAUGGCAUUCUUACAAAUCCAAAAGCACAACAUUUUAGUCAACUAUAAAGACAAACUUAGUAUUUAUGAGAAGCAAAUCGUCCAUAUCAUCACCUCAAAUCACCGGAAACCCGUCCCCACACAACCACAACCACCACAUAUGCAAUCACAAUCACAAUCACAACAAACACACGAAAACCCAAUGACUUCCCAAAUGCAAACAGUCCAUCUACAGCAAACUUCUCUAUCUGGGGGUUCAACUUCAAAUUCUCAACAGACAGGGAUGAGUUCAAUACUUGACUCGGUGAGUGGGAGUGGGGCCCAACAAGUGAACAUAAAUUCAAUGGUGUCUGAUGGGGCAAUAGGUACCCUACAGCAACAGUUCCUUCAGAAACAACAACUCAUGCAACAACAACAACAGCAGCAGUUCAGACAACCAGAAGGAAACCAAGUUAACCAGACGACUCAGCUUCAUGAUGGUGGUGGUGAUAUGAAACUCAGACAACAACAAAUGAUGCCAGGUGGCAGUCUGUUUUCAACUCAGUUAAUUCCAGGUGGCGUGUCCCCACAGAUUGAGGGACAAAAUAUGUUUAAAACUAUGCAAUCUGCCAACUCAACUAAUGUUGCCAACAAUGGACAUGGGCAGGCAGUGUUGACUAGUCAAUCUCUUGCUAUUGGGACACCUGGCAUAUCGGCUGAGUUUACUAGUCCGGAUGGGAAUGGUUCGAUUGCUAAGUCUAGUGCUGCAGAACAGCCUAUUGAGAGGUUACUCAAAGUGGUGAAAUCAAUUUCAUCGAAUGCAUUGAGUGCUUCUGUUAGUGACAUUGGUUCGGUUGUGAGUAUGAUUGAUAGGAUUACAGGAUCAGCACCAGUUAACAGAUCAAAAGCUGCAGUUGGUGAGGAUUUGGUUGCCAUGACAAAAUGUCAUCUUCAAGAAACAUCUUUUGCCACUCAAGAUGGAACCACUUCCACUUCCAAUUCCAAUUCCAAUCCCAUCAGGAAGAAGAUGAAAUGCUUUACAACUGCAAUGCCUUCCAAUGUUGCAGUCAAAAGGCCACGGAUUGAGACAAACCACUCCCUUUUGGGUGAAAUAAAGGAGAUAAACCGAGGACUCAUAGACACUGUGGUGGAUAUUAGCACGGAGGAUGUUGACGGAACCGUGGUUAAAUGCUCGUUCAAUGCAGUAGCUCUCGGUUCCAACUUAAACUCCCAAUAUGCUUCUGCCCAAAUGUCACCUAUUCAACCUCUACGAUUGCUCGUUCCUGCAAAUUAUCCGAAUUGUUCCCCGAUACUCUUGGAUAAGUUUCCCAUGGAAAUCAGCGAGGAGUAUGAGGAUCUAUCAGUGAAGGUGAAAUCAAGGUUCAGUAUAUCUCUGAGAAGCCUGUCACAACCGAUGUCACUUAAAGAAAUUGCAAGGACUUGGGAUAUUUGUGCACGUGCUGUUAUCUCUGAAUAUACUCAGCAAACUGGUGGUGGUACUUUCAGCUCUAAAUAUGGUACAUGGGAGAACUGCUUAAGUGUGAUAAACUAACUAGUAUGUAUACUAAUUGCUCUGUGAAGCUAAAAGUGUAAUUAUUGUUGCAAAGACUACUAAUGCUGUUUGGUUGAUUGUGUUUGUCUACACUUAAUUUGGCUUAUAAGGUUAUGCUUGCGUGCGUAUAUAAGAAAAAAAAACUAUGAAUCUAUAUUGAUUUCUUUGCCUUUGCAUAUGUAUAUGUUGUUCCCUUUUUGUUAUAAGGUUUGUAACAGUUUUGUCACAUUCUAUAAGAUUGGAAAAGCUCUCUACAAAGUGACAUGUCUUGUAAUCAUUACAUUACUUGCUAUAAAGGCC
Molecule: messenger RNA, 3241 nt
Organism: Lactuca saligna
Lineage: Eukaryota; Viridiplantae; Streptophyta; Magnoliopsida; Asterales; Asteraceae
Source: the annotation of a GenBank genome assembly